AUGCCAAUUCACUCCCUAACCUCUCACACCACCAUCCUCCUCUUCCUCCUCCUCCUAAUUUCAUCUCCGAUAACCAAAACCAUCGCCGAAAACUCUCACGUCAUCAAUUUCUACUCCCCAAACCUCUAUCCAGAAUCCCUAGCCUGGGACCCAACCAAACAACACUUCCUGGUCGGAUCCCUCCGCCACCGCACCAUCUCAUCCAUCUCUGACGCCGGCAUAGUCGAAACGCUAAUCUCCGACACCUCCCUCCCCGAAAACGUCACCGUCGAAGGCAUAACCGUCGAUUCACGCAACAACCGCGUCCUCGCUGUAAUCCACGCCGUCAAGCCUCUCCCUCCUUUCAACGCCCUCGCCGCAUACGACCUCAAAUCCGGAAACCGUAUCUUCCUCUCCGCACUCCCCGCCAAUGAAGAAGAAGCCCUCGCAAACGACGUCGCUGCUGAUUACAACGGUAACGCUUACGUCACAAACUCCAUCGGAAACUACAUCUGGAAAGUCAAUGCUAAAGGAGAAGCUUCAAUCUUCUCGAAAUCGCCGCGGUUCACCGAACAUUCGGUGGACCCCGACACACUGUAUAGUUUCAUCGGUCUCAACGGUAUUGCUUACGUCAGCAGCGGGGACUAUCUCUUGGUGGUGCAAUCCAAUACAGGGAAGCUUUUCAAGGUUGAUGCGGACGACGGUACAGCAAGGCACGUGCUUAUUAGCAAAGAUCUCACGUAUCCUGAUGGUGUCGUUUUGAGAAGUGACGGUGUCGUUUUGGUGGUUUCGCCGCAAGUGAAUAAGUUGUGGCUUCUGAAGAGUAAUAAUGGAUGGGGGGAGGGUGUGGUUUAUGACGAAAUUGACCUUGAGAGUGAAGGGUACCCUACUUCGGUUGUUUCGAGAGGGAGGGAUAAGAUGUAUGUGUUGUAUGGGUAUUUUAUGGAGGGUCUUUUGGGGAAUUCGGAGCGGGAGGGUUUUAGGAUUGAGGAGAUUAGGUCACCGAAGGAAAGUGAGGGGGAGAAUGUUUGGCUUUAUGUGAUGAUUGGAUUUGGGAUGGUUUAUUUUGUGUAUUGGAGGUUUCAGAUGGGGCAGCUUGUGAAGAGUAUGAAUAAGAAGAUCAAUUGA
Molecule: messenger RNA, 1107 nt
Organism: Vicia faba (fava bean)
Lineage: Eukaryota; Viridiplantae; Streptophyta; Magnoliopsida; Fabales; Fabaceae
Source: the annotation of a GenBank genome assembly